AUGGCCGGGACGAACAAUAGAGUGAUCGUUACUGCAAUCAACACGCUUUCUGCUGCAAAUGGCUUGACAACCAUCAUUGUUCCGGAUGACCAUCUUACUGUUCAUGCAAUGGCAACAUCGACCCCUGCAACACCUAUGCCUCGACCAGACACUGGCAGUGUUCCGUCUUACAUUCUUGCUGACUUGCUGUCCACGCCCCCAGCUGUCCACGCCCCCAGCUGUCCGCGCCACCAGCUGUCCACGCCCCCAACUGUCCACGCCCCCAGCUGUCCGCGCCCCAGCUGUCCACGCCCCCAGCUGUCCACGCCCCAGCUGUCCGCGCCCCCAGCUGUCUACGCCCCCAGCUGUCUACGCCCCAACUGUCCACGCCCCCAGCUGUCCACGCCCCCAGCUGUCCACGCCCCCAGCUGUCCGCGCCACCAGCUGUCCACGCCCCCAGCUGUCCACGCCCCAGCUGUCCGCGCCCCCAGCUGUCUACGCCCCCAGCUGUCCACGCCCCCAGCUGUCCACGCCCCCAGCUGUCCACGCCCCCAGCUGUCCGCGCCACCAGCUGUCCACGCCCCCAACUGUCCACGCCCCCAGCUGUACGCGCCCCCAGCUGUCCACGCCCCCAGCUGUCCGCGCCACCAGCUGUCCACGCCCCCAACUGUCCACGCCCCCAGCUGUACGCGCCCCCAGCUGUCUACGCCCCCAGCUGUCCACGCCCCCAGCUGUCCACGCCCCCAGCUGUACGCGCCCCCAGCUGUCCACGCCACCAGCUGUCCGCGCCACCAGCUGUCCGCGCCACCAUCUGUCCACGCCCCAGCUGUCCACACUCCCAGCUGUCCACGCCACCAGCUGUCCGCGCCACCAGCUGUCCGCGCCACCAGCUGUCCACGCCCCAGCUGUCCGCGCCCCCAGCUGUCCACGCCCCCAGCUGUCCACGCCCCCAGCUGUCCACGCCCCCAGCUGUCCACGCCCCCAGCUGUCCACGCCCCCAGCUGUCCACGCCCCCAGCUGUCCACGCCCCCAGCUGUCUGCGCCCCCAACUGUCCACGCCAUCAGCUGUCCUCGCCACCAGCUGUCCUCGCCACCAGCUGUCCGCGCCACCAGCUGUCCGCGCCACCAGCUGUCCACGCCACCAGCUGUCCGCGCCACCAGCUCUCCACCCCACCAGCUGUCCACGCCCCCAGCUGUCCGCGCCCCCUGCUGUCUACGCCCCCAGCUGUCUACGCCCCAGCUGUCCACACCCCCAGCUGUCCACGCCUCCAGCUGUCCACGCCCCCAGCUGUCCACACCCCCAGCUGUCCACGCCCCCAGCUGUCUACGCCCCAGCUGUCCACACCCCCACCUGUCCACGCCCCCAGCUGUCUACGCUACCAGCUGUCCACGCCUCCAGCUGUCCGCGCCACCAGCUGUCCACGCCACCAGCUGUCCACGCCACCAGCUGUCCACGCCACCAGCUGUCCGCGCCACCAGCUGUCCGCGCCACCAGCUGUCCGCGCCCCCAGCUGUCCUCGCCACCAGCUGUCCACGCCACCAGCUGUCCGCGCCCCCAGCUGUCCGCGCCACCAGCUGUCCACCCCACCAGCUGUCCACGCCCCCAGCUGUCCGCGCCCCCUGCUGUCUACGCCCCCAGCUGUCUACGCCCCAGCUGUCCACACCCCCAGCUGUCCACGCCCCCAGCUGUCCACGCCCCCAGCUGUCCACGCCCCAGCUGUCCGCGCCCCUAGCUUUCUACGCCCCCAGCUGUCAACGCCCCAGCUGUCCACACCCCCACCUGUCCACGCCCCCAGCUGUCUACGCUACCAGCUGUCCACGCCACCAGCUGUCCGCGCCACCAGCUGUCCACGCCACCAGCUGUCCGCGCCACCAGCUGUCCUCGCCACCAGCUGUCCACGCCACCAGCUGUCCACACCACCAGCUGUCCGCGCCACCAGCUGUCCGCGCCACCAGCUGUCCUCGCCACCAGCUGUCCGCGCCACCAGCUGUCCGCGCCACCAGCUGUCCGCGCCACCAGCUGUCCGUGCCACCAGCUGUCCGCGCCACCAGCUGUCCGCGCCACCAGCUGUCCGCGCCACCAGCUGUCCGCGCCACCAGCUGUCCGCGCCACCAGCUGUCCGCGCCACCAGCUGUCCGCGCCACCAGCUGUCCGUGCCACCAGCCAAGAAUGUUACCACCAACACCACUGCUAAUAAGAUGAGUUCGGAUCCUCGGUGGACAGACCACCGACGUGUAUAG
This is a messenger RNA of Procambarus clarkii (red swamp crayfish), 2220 nucleotides long. The record is from RefSeq and is a predicted model, not a curated record. NCBI's taxonomy places the organism in Eukaryota, Metazoa, Arthropoda, Malacostraca, Decapoda, Cambaridae.